AUGGUUAAAGACGCAAAACUUUACGACAUUCUGGAGGUUUCUCCAAAUGCUGAUGACAAUGAAAUAAAAAAAGCCUAUAGGAAGAUGGCUCUCAAGUAUCAUCCUGAUAAGAAUCCAGAUGGUGAUGCAAAAUUUAAAGAAAUUGCGCACGCAUUUGAAAUUCUUUCUGAUCCUCAAAAACGUGAUUUAUACGACAAAUAUGGUGAAGAAGGUCUAUCAGGCGAUGGAGGAAUGCAUAUGUCACCCGAAGAUCUGUUUGCAAGUUUCUUCGGUGGAUUUUCUCGUCAACGACCAGGUCCACGUAAAGGAAAAAAUUUGAAGCAUGUGCUUAAAGUUUCUCUGGAGGACUUAUAUAAUGGAAAACAAACCAAAUUAUCUCUUAACAAGAAUGUCAUUUGUAAAACAUGUGAAGGUAGAGGCGGGAAGGAAGGCUCAGUUAAGAAGUGCACAGGAUGUGAUGGUUCUGGUUUCAAAGUCCAUCUACGAGCUCUAGGUCCCAUGGUACAACAGAUCCAACAGCCUUGUGGUGAAUGUGGAGGUCAUGGAGAGAUUAUCAAAGAAAAGGAUCGAUGUAAGACAUGUCAUGGUAAAAAAGUAAUUAAUGAGCGUAAAGUACUAGAAGUUUAUAUUGAGAAAGGUAUGAAAAAUGGUCAAGACAUACCCUUUUAUGGAGAAGCCGAUCAAUCCCCUGGAGUUGAGCCUGGUGAUGUUAUUAUCUCUUUGGAAGAAAAGAAACACGAUCGUUUUGUAAGAAAGGGCGAUGAUCUAUUUUAUACGGCCAAGAUUUCUCUACUGACAGCAUUAGCUGGCGGAAAUUUCUAUAUCGAACAUCUUGAUAAUCGAGUUCUCGAUGUUAAAGUGGCGCCGUUUGAAUCUAUCAGACCAAACGAAAUUAAAGCAAUUCCUGGGCAAGGCAUGCCGUCGCAUCGUCAUCAUAAUAAGGGUACUUUGUAUCUCAAAUUCGACAUUGAAUUUCCACCUCGUUAUUGGACAAAUGAUCCCUCAAAAUUGGAAGCCCUAACAAAUAUUCUCCCCUCACCCGCAAAGACUUCUCUUCCAAAACAUGAUCUUGUUGAACAAGUUGACUUAUCGGAUCUUGACAGUAUUCAACAACGAGAUGCAGAGAAUCUUAUGAGUAAUCAACAAGAUGAAGACGAUGAAGGUCAUG
Scutellospora calospora is the source of this 1168-nucleotide messenger RNA. Lineage: Eukaryota; Fungi; Glomeromycota; Glomeromycetes; Diversisporales; Gigasporaceae. The record is from the annotation of a GenBank genome assembly.